AUGUUUAGAUUUCGAAGAGCCAUUAAUCUAUUUAAUAGAAAAGAUGGGUUCAUUACAAAAUUGAAAAACAAAUUACUUAAAGAUGAUGAAGAUGAAAAAUAGAUAAUUCCUCAUUAAACUCUAAAAUAACCACUUAAUGUUAAAUAAGAAAUUGAAUAGUUCAUUACUUAAUAAACAGAAAUUAGUGAUUUAGAAAGAAUUAGAAUGAAGAAUUUAGAUAAUAAAUUAGGUACAAAUACAUAUUUUCAUGAAAUAUAAUCAUAUGAAGAAAGAUUGGAUUCAGAUAAUGUGAUGAGAAGAUAAAUUUUAGCAAGAAGAGAACUAUAAAAAGAAAAAGAUUUAGCAGUUGCUCAUUUAUUUAAUCCAGAUCCUUAAUAAAAAGUUAAAACACCUUGGAUUCGUAAUAUUAAUGAUUUCACAUCCGAAGCUAUUAAAUAAAGUAUUAUCUAAAUUUGAUUUUAUUAGUACCUUAUCCUAAACAUCCUAAAAUAUUUUCAGAAGGUGAUUUCUUUAGAUAUUUUGAAGAGAAAUACUAUGAAGUUGAUAAAGUUGCUCAAUUUGAUUUUUCAGAAUCAUUAUACACUUAAUUAGUUUAAAUUUAAACUUUGAGAAGAGAAGAAACAGUAAAGCAUAGAUACUUGGAAUUAUUAGAUUGUUAUUAGAAUAUUCCAAUCGUAUUUAAUGAAUACACAUACUUUAGUAAGGAUUCCAAAGAAGGUCAUCCAGUUUAUAAUAUAUAUAAGAGAAAAAAUGAAAGUAAGAGUUUAUAAACUAUUUAAUGAGAGCAGCAAAUUAGACAAAGAACUUAUUAAAGAUGAUGAUGAAUUAGUUUUUAGUGGUAAAAUAAUAACAGAUUUGAUUCCAAAACAUUAUGAAGAUUUAAUAUUAGACAUAGAAGUAUAAAUAAUAUGUAAAUUUAAAAGGAAGAGAAAUAUUAAUCAUUAUAUAAUGAGUUCUUACCUAAUUAAUCACAUGAUAUAUAUGGAUGUAUAAUUGAAUAAUAAGGUUUAAGUUUCUUAAUUAUUCGUUCUGAUAAAAUAUAAUUAGUAUUAGAAAAUGUAUCUAAUACCUUUACUUUUAUUGAUAAUUAUCUUUAUUAUAUUGAAAAAUCAGAUCUUGAUCUUUAAAAAUAUGUAUUAAAAUUAAAUUUGCAAAAUUUUGAAGAAAAAAAUAUUAUAUAUGAAAUUUCACCUGGAGAAAAUGCAAAAAUUAAAAAUUUAGGAAUUGGAAAAGCUGUAAUAGAAAUUUAGAUGGCUAAUGAAAAUAAAUUUAUUGAUCUCAAUGGAAAAGAUAUUGUUUCAUAUAAAUAAGGAUAUAAAUACAAUAUAGAUUAAAAUAAAGUUAAUACUUUUAUAAGUUAAUAUAGAUUAGAAGAAUAAUCAAAAGAAAUUAGAACAUAAGAAGGUCAUCUUGUUUAUGAAUGCAAAUAAGGCAAUAUUCAAUCAUUUUGUUCAAAUAAUCAUUUUUUAGCUAUACAUGAAAGAAAUUCAUCAAGUUUUAUACCAGAUAAAUUAAUCAUUCUUAAAGAAAAGAAGAAUCAUGAAUUAGUCAUACAAGAAUCCUAAUAUUCCAUAAAUUUAGAACAUAAUUAAAUUAAAGAGUCAAAUAUAUUAUAUUUUCAUUUAAUAUGUCCUUAUAAACCAUUUCAAAUAUUGAAAUAUAAUAUAGAUAUAAAGUCAAUAUCUUUACAUUUUUCUGAAUAAUUUCCAGGAUUUGAUUAUAAUAGACUUUAAGUGGAUAAUUUUAAGAUAUCAGAUUAAUUUAAUGUUUGUGUAUCAUUUUUACAAGAUUUGACUGUUUAAUUUGUUUUGAUACAAUUAAUUGAUUAAACCUAAUACUAAUCUUUAAGUUAAGAAGAUGUAGUACUCUAUGAGAAUGGUUGUGCAAUUUGUUAAAUCAUUGUUAAUCCAAGUUGUUAAUAAUAAGUGUUGGAUAAUCUUUAAAAGGUUUUUUAAGAAGUUUCAGUACUUUCUGAUAAAGUUAUAUUAAAAACUAAGGGAGCAUUAUCUGGUUUGAUUGGGAGUUAUACACAUUUCUUUGUUCAAUAAUUUUAUGGAUUUUUAUGUCAUGUAAAAUAUAUUAAUAAAUAGAUUAGAAUGGAUUAUUUGAUAAUUAAAAAAAUAUGAUUGAUUUACCAAUAAGUUCUUAUGAUAUUACAAAGGUUCCUAGUUUGAGAAAUACAUUUAUAAGUUAUACAUUGAAUGAUGAAUUGACAUAUCAAUCUUAGAAAAUGGUUGCAUUAUUAAGAGAAAAUAAAGAUAAUGAAGUAGAUUUAAAGUAUUUAUAUUAAUAUUUUUAGAAAGUAAUUUGGAGUUGUAUUAUAAUAAUGUGAGUCAGAUAUUGAUGAAGCUAUCUUUAGAUUAACAUUUUUAAUGUCUAUUUUAUGAUU
This is a messenger RNA of Paramecium pentaurelia, 2389 nucleotides long. The record is from the annotation of a GenBank genome assembly. Lineage: Eukaryota; Ciliophora; Oligohymenophorea; Peniculida; Parameciidae.